Choloepus didactylus (southern two-toed sloth) is the source of this 513-nucleotide messenger RNA. It is a transcript of the gene PPP3R2, whose product is annotated as protein phosphatase 3 regulatory subunit B, beta. NCBI's taxonomy places the organism in Eukaryota, Metazoa, Chordata, Mammalia, Pilosa, Megalonychidae. Gene Ontology annotation, molecular function: calcium ion binding; calcium-dependent protein serine/threonine phosphatase regulator activity. The record is from RefSeq and is a predicted model, not a curated record. The coding region runs from base 1 to 513 and encodes 170 amino acids. The transcript has a single exon.
AUGGGAAACGAGGCCAGUUACCCCACGGAGAUGUGCUCCCACUUCGACCAAGAGGAAAUCAGAAGGCUGGGGAGGAGGUUCAGGAAGCUGGACCUGGACCACUCGGGCUCGCUGAGCGUGGAGGAGUUCCUGUCGCUGCCCGGGCUGCAGCAGAACCCGCUGGUGCGGAGGGUCGUCGACGUCUUCGACACGGACGGGAACGGGGAGGUGGACUUCAGGGAGUUCAUCGUGGGCGCCUCCCAGUUCAGCGUCAAGGGAGACGAGGAGCAGAAGCUGAGGUUUGCCUUCAGGAUCUACGACAUGGAUAAAGACGGCUACAUUUCCAACGGGGAGCUCUUCCAGGUGCUGAAGAUGAUGGUGGGCGGCAACCUCAAGGACGGGCCCUUGCAGCAGCUCGUCGACAAGACCAUCAUCAUCCUGGACAGGGAUGGCGACGGGAAGAUAUCCUUCGAGGAGUUCUGUGCCGUGGUGGGAAACCUGGAGAUGCACAAGAAGUUGGUGGUAAUGGUGUGA